This is a messenger RNA of Thlaspi arvense, 1005 nucleotides long. NCBI's taxonomy places the organism in Eukaryota, Viridiplantae, Streptophyta, Magnoliopsida, Brassicales, Brassicaceae. The record is from the annotation of a GenBank genome assembly.
AUGAUGGACAUCAAUCUUUCUCUAAAGCUGGAGAAAGAGAAACAUGAAGAAAUAUCAAAACAAAGCUGUGAGAGAAAAAAAGAAUUACAAGAAGAUGAUGACGCUAGUGAUGAUGAAGAUGAACAAAUGGUGAAAGAAGACGAUGUCGACGAAUCUUGUUUAGGUUCGAGAACCCAAAAAGAAGAAAACGAACGUGAAGAGAUGCAGAUCGAGAUGGAACAUGUGAAAGAAGAGAACACGAGGCUGAGGAAGCUUGUAGAGCAAACCCUUCAAGAUUAUCGUCAUCUCGAGAUGAAACUCCCGGUUAUGGAUCAAACCAACAAGAUGGAUCUUGAAACGUUCCUUGGACCACAAGGCAGCUGGUGUGUGGAAAAAGCACGAAAAAGAGGAGCUGGGAGAUCUAAAUCCAUGGAAAGAGAAUUAGGGCUUUCCUUAUCUUUACAGAAGAAGCAGAAACAAGAAGAGACCAAGGAAGCUGAUCAGUCUCAUCAUCAGCAAAUAUACAAUAGUAGCAGCUUAGAUACGAAUGCACCACGUGUCAUAUCGUCUUCUCAGGGGAAUAGAAAGACCAGGGUUUCUGUAAGAGCGAGAUGUGAGACCGCAACGAUGAAUGAUGGAUGUCAAUGGAGAAAGUACGGUCAGAAAACAGCGAAAGGGAAUCCAUGUCCACGAGCUUAUUACCGAUGCACCGUUGCUCCAGGAUGUCCCGUUAGGAAACAGGUGCAAAGGUGUUUAGAAGACAUGUCGAUACUGAUAACAACGUACGAAGGAACACAUAACCACCCACUUCCGGUCGGAGCAACAGCCAUGGCUUCCACUGCCUCAACUUCUCCAUUCUUGCUACUCGAUUCCAGCGACAACCUCUCUCAUCAUCCUAAUUCAUAUUUUCAACAAAAUGGCAUCAACAAUCGAUCCAUAAGAAGCUUCAACUUCGAUGAUCCAUCAUCUAGAGGAGGAGGAGAUCAGGUUUCUUCUUCCCAAAACCGAUUAAAUUGGAUGAUGUGA